CCCAGAAUGGAGAAGAUGGUGAUGAAGGUGCUGAUUAUGUUUGUCCUUGGAACGAACUACUGGUUCCACUACUGUGCAGGUUUUCCCGUGUAUGACUAUGACCCGUCUUCCUUGAGGGAAGCUGUCAGCGCCUCCAUGGCAAAAGUGAAUUCCCAGUCGCUGAGCCCCUAUCUGUUUCGGGCGUUCAGAAGCUCAGUUAGAAGAGUCAACAUCCUGGAUGAGGACAGCUUGACCAUGGACAUAGAGCUCCGCAUCCGGGAGACGACGUGCAGGAGGGGCUCUGGGGAAGACCCCGCCACCUGUGACUUCCAGAGGGGCUACUACGUGCCGGCAGUUGCUUGCAGAAGCACCGUGUGGGUGUCUGCUGAGCAGGUGCAGGACGUGUGGGUUCGCUGCCAGUGGUCCUCCAGCUCCUCCGAGUCUAACAGCAGUGAAGAGUUGGUUUUGGGAGAUAUCUUGGGAUCCUCUACCUCAAGAAACAGUUAUCUGCUUGGUCUCACUCCUGACAGAUCAAAAAGUGAGCCAUUUUAUGAACGGUCACUUGCUAAGUGGAUCAUGAGAAGGGGCUUUCCUCCUGGAAAUAGAAGGGGCCUGAACCUGUGGCCCAGAGCAAGAAUAAACACUGGCUUUGAGUGA
Aethalodelphis obliquidens (Pacific white-sided dolphin) is the source of this 636-nucleotide messenger RNA. It is a transcript of the gene SPP2, whose product is annotated as secreted phosphoprotein 2. The coding region runs from base 7 to 636 and encodes 209 amino acids. Gene Ontology annotation, cellular component: extracellular region. The record is from RefSeq and is a predicted model, not a curated record. Gene Ontology annotation, biological process: bone remodeling. Lineage: Eukaryota; Metazoa; Chordata; Mammalia; Artiodactyla; Delphinidae. The transcript has 7 exons.